Molecule: messenger RNA, 1779 nt
Organism: Hevea brasiliensis (rubber tree)
Lineage: Eukaryota; Viridiplantae; Streptophyta; Magnoliopsida; Malpighiales; Euphorbiaceae
Product: SURP and G-patch domain-containing protein 1-like protein
Exons: 9
Coding region: 279-1613 (444 amino acids)
Biological process (GO): RNA processing
Cellular component (GO): nucleoplasm
Molecular function (GO): RNA binding
Source: RefSeq, a predicted model, not a curated record
AGCAACCUCUAAUCAGAGCCCUCAUCCCUCUCUCGCUCUCUCUCUCUCUCCAUCUCUUCUACCUCGACGGAGACGGUUAGAAGAUAAGAGGUCAGAGAUUAGCUCAAUAUCUUCUUUCAAUACCUAUCCCGAGUAAUAAUCUUGCGAUCGACAAUUAAAAACCCACGAAUUACUGGUCUAGGUCAUAUUUUUCACUUCAUCGAACGCGUUUCAGCUUGAAAGCUUAUUUGUGACAGUGGCCUCCUGUAGACAGCCUGAGUAUAGUUGGCCCUUUGGAAAUGGAUAAAAAAGCACCUUCUAGUCUUUUUGUUAAUGAUGGUUCUUUCAUGGAGAGGUUCAAACAACUUCAGCAAGACAAGGGAAAGGACCAGGAGAAGGAUAUAGGUGCCGCAGAAAAGGAAUCUAAACCCAAAACAAUUGUUUCAGGGACACUGAAUCCUAAACCUUCUUCUGGUAAAAUAACUAUGCAAUUUAAGGCUAAUAGUGCAAGCAAGACCCCACAGCCUCCUUCAGGGGGCAAACUUGCUUUCAGUUUGAAACAGAAGUCAAAAAUUGUCGCUCCUCCAGUUAAGUUGGGCGAAGAUGAGGAGGAUGAAGAUGAAGCAGAUGCUGGGAAUGUUUCAGGUGAUACAUCAGCAAAAAGGCAGAAGUUGGGUCAACCAGAUGCCUCUGAACAAUCAAAACAAGUGGAUGUUGCACCACCUUCCCCGAGUGAUCCUACAGUGAAGAAAGUUGCAGACAAACUAGCAAGUUUUGUUGCAAAAAAUGGAAGGCAAUUUGAGCAUAUCACACGCCAGAAGAACCCUGGAGACACACCAUUUAAAUUUCUAUUUGACAAGACUUGCUCAGACUACAAGUACUAUGAGUUUCGGCUUGCUGAAGAGGAGAGGGCUCUUUCACAGGCUAGGGAUUCUGAAAUCCCUCCUAGUGGUGCUACAAGUUCUUCAGCUUCUAAACUGCCUCAGCAGCAACCAAAUUACCAAAUCCCUGCCUCAGCUCUAUAUGAAGCCACUGAUGAGCCUGUAUCGGUGACUUCAGCACAAACAACAUCAGCAGGAAGAACUGUUACUUUGGAUAUUGCAGCUGCAGGUGAAUCUAGUGCUCCAGAAGGUACUGAUCCCAUAGCAAUGAUGGAAUUCUACAUGAAGAAGGCUGCUCAAGAAGAGAGGAGGAGGCAGCCUAAACAGUCAAAGGAUGAAAUGCCCCCGCCUCCUUCCCUUCAAGGACCUCCAGGAAAAAGAGGUCAUCACAUGGGUGACUACAUUCCACCAGAAGAGCUUGAGAAGUUUUUGGCUAGCUGUAAUGAUGUAACUGCACAAAAAGCUGCUAGAGAAACUAUAGAAAGGUCCAAAAUCCAAGCUAAUAAUGUUGGGCAUAAGUUGUUGUCCAAAAUGGGUUGGAAAGAAGGUGAGGGACUGGGGAGCUCGAGAAACGGUAUUGCAGACCCCAUCAUGGCUGGUAAUGUAAAGAAGGACAACUUGGGUGUUGGUGCUCAACGUCCUGGAGAGGUGACUGCCGACGAUGAUAUAUAUGAGCAGUAUAAGAAGCGGAUGAUGCUUGGUUACCGCUACAGACCAAAUCCUUUGAACAACCCUCGAAAAGCAUAUUACUGAGCAACCUCACUGAAGCUAGUUGUUUGUCAAGACCUAUCUUUGGAAAAUAAAUAGGGAUUGAACUACUUAUUAUACUUUACAAAGGAAUAUUAAAUUAUAUCGUAAGACAGGAUGAUGCUAUUUGUGAAAUUGGUGUUCAAUGACAAAUUUAUUUAUUUGUUUUUCA